AUGGCUCGUGAAAAAAAAUUAUGGUUGAUUGUUGCUCUUUUCUCAGUUGCAAUAUUACACAUGCAACUUGGUGUUCGCGGUGUUAUGAAUCCUAAAGUGCCUUGCCUUUUCAUUUUUGGGGACUCUUUAUCUGAUAGUGGAAAUAACAACAAUCUACCAACUGAUGCCAAAGUUAACUACUCACCUUAUGGAAUCGAUUUCCCAGGAGGAGCAACCGGAAGAUUUACCAAUGGCCGAACCGCAGUUGACAUACUUACUCAACGUUUGGGGUUCAAGAAUUUUAUCCCACCUUUUGCAAAUACUAGCGGUUCAGACACUCUUCAAGGCGUGAACUAUGCAUCAGGAUCAGCAGGAAUUCGCCAUGAAACUGGCACGCAUCUGGGUACUGAUAUAAGCUUGGAGUUACAAUUAACUCAUCACAGAACCAUAGUUUCGCAAAUCUCUAAUAGACUUGGAGGAGUUGACAAAGCGCAACAACACCUAAAUAAGUGCUUGUAUUAUAUGAAUAUUGGUAGCAAUGACUACAUGAACAACUACUUCGUGCCCCAACAUUACCCAACAAGCCGCACUUAUAACCUAGAGCAAUAUGCCAAGGCUCUUAUUCAACAAUAUUCUCAGCAAAUAAAGGCUUUGCAUCAAACAGGAGCAAGAAAAUUUGCAUUGAUUGGGUUGGGCUUUGUAGGUUGCGCUCCACAUGAAAUUGCUACUCAUGAGAAAAAAGGACCAUCUGGAUGUGUUGACGAGGAGAAUGAAGCAGUGCUCAUUUUUAAUGACCUGCUUAAAUCACUAGUUGAUCAAUUCAACAAUGAGUUAUCUGACUCUAAAUUUAUCUACGUGAAUAAUGCUUUGAUCGCAACCAACAGCACCGAGUUAGCUGGUUUGAAGAAUAUUAGUACCGGAUGCUGCCAAGUUGGGGAUAAUGGACAAUGUAUUCCUAACAGGACACCGUGCAAGGACAGAAAAUUGUAUGCAUUUUGGGAUUCAUUUCAUCCCACUGAAAUCAUUAACAAAGUAGUCGCCAAAAGAACUUAUCGUGCUUCCACUCCCUCCUACACUCACCCAAUGGAUAUCCAGACUCUAGUGAAGUUAUAA
Gastrolobium bilobum is the source of this 1092-nucleotide messenger RNA. Its product is annotated as GDSL esterase/lipase At1g29660-like. The record is from RefSeq and is a predicted model, not a curated record. The transcript has 5 exons. NCBI's taxonomy places the organism in Eukaryota, Viridiplantae, Streptophyta, Magnoliopsida, Fabales, Fabaceae. Bases 1 to 1092 code for a protein of 363 amino acids. Gene Ontology annotation, molecular function: hydrolase activity, acting on ester bonds.